AUCAUAUUAUGAGGAACAAUAACAACAUGCUGGAAGUGUAACAGUCUGUAACUGUGUGUUUGAGUGCUUGUAUGGGAAUCUCACAAAAGGGAGUAAAGGGAGUGAUGUUGUAAUUGUGCUUUUUACAAUUGUAUGUGUUUUUUUGUUUUUUUUACAGUGGAUUGAAUUUCCAGGGACGUCACAAAGUUACAGAGGAACAGGAAUUGGUUUAAAUUAUUUCGUUCAUUUAAUACAACUGUUUUCUGGUAUAUAUUUUACUGUUUCUGUGUGAGUUUUUGUAUUUCUAUUGGUUAGGUGAAGAUGCCUCGCCUGAAGAAGCACAACCGUUCCAUCGCGGCCAAGAAGAGCAUGGAGGAACGCCUGGCAGCAGUGGUGGCAUCUGUGCCUCUGGUCCCCACCACUUGCUUCCCACCACCAACACGUGGUCCCUCACGUAUGUGUUCACCUGUUUUCUUUAAAUUCUUUGGAGAGUGCAUGUGGUCAGUGUCUUUAAUGUAUUUUGUACGUGCACAAUGUAUUUGGGUGAUGUGUUCUUCUAUUUUAAUGUUUUGUCUUUUUAUCUAGGUCAUGGUACUGGUCGUCGCCACCGUGUGAGCACCUGGCCAGUUUCACCCCUGACUGGCAGGAGUCACAAGAUGAUCAUCCCAGCCGAGUCACCUGACAAGAAGUUUGUUCUUUUUGUCGGUGAUUCCCACCUGCGCGCCAUUGUUGAUGGCCAUGUGAAGAUUUCGCACAAGCAGCUUUCUUUUGGUCUCAUGUCAACGCCAGGGGCUGACGCCAAGGACCUGAGGACUGAGAUGGUGAGUGCAGUCCUUCCCAGGACACCUGACCUUGUUUGUGUUCUUGCGCCCAGCAACAACUUGACUAAGGGGACUUUGGAUCAGGCUGCAGUGGACUUUGAGGAGCUUCUCACCAGUGCCUUGUCUCGGUGGCCGAAGUUGUUUGUCCUGGACUUCCCUCCGCGCCGGAACGUGGAUCAGGACUUGCAGGAACUUUUUCGCCAGGAGUUUCACCGUGUGGCUGCACGCAAGGGUGUGAGGUACUACUCUAUUGCAGAGUUCUUUCCUCUCAGCCAGCGUGACCUGUGGAGUUGGGAUGGGGUGCACCUGAGUGAUGGAUCUGGGAUGAGGACGCUGGUGACAUUGCUAUGCGACAAAUCCAGUCUGGAGCUAGCGAUGGCUGUUGCACAGGAGGAGUCGCGUAGCAUGUUGCCAGCUGUUCCUGCUCCUGCUCCUCGUCUGGCUCCGAGGUUGGUUGUGGUUGGAGAGGCCCGCUCUCCACGUCCGUUGCACAACCCAUUGGAUUGGAAGGUGGUUGAACCACGCAGGACGGGGAGCAGCUCGCCCCCUAAGGGAGGGAAGGUUCAGCUCAGGGAUUGUUACAUCCCUCUCACUCCUGUGUGGUUCAGCCCACCAAUGUUGGAGAUGAUGGACAGUGUCCGUCCGGGCAAUCUUGAUCAGAAGGAGCCCAGUACUUCUGCCAAGGGACCAACGGGGGUCAAGCGUCCUAGGAGCCCUUUUGCUUCAAAGAAGAGCUGUGGGAAACAGAAGGUUUGA
Messenger RNA from Solea solea (common sole), 1556 nucleotides. RefSeq lists its product as uncharacterized. The transcript has 8 exons. The record is from RefSeq and is a predicted model, not a curated record. The coding region runs from base 513 to 1556 and encodes 347 amino acids. Lineage: Eukaryota; Metazoa; Chordata; Actinopteri; Pleuronectiformes; Soleidae.